AUGCUCCCAAGCCCAAGGCGAGGCCUCGCACCACUUUUUCACUCUAUUGGCUUUCUUGAUAAUCUAUGGCAACGUAAAUUCAACAAUAUAGAGUUCAUCAAAGGCUUCGCACUCGUCAGGGGUGCGUCGGGGAAUGUGGAAACGCAGAGUGCAACAAUAGCGACGGCCACGUCAUCAUCACAAUCAAGCGCCUACGACCCAGCAGCGGCGGACGCGGCGGUGGUGGAGGCGGCGGCGGCAUCGAAGCGGUCGCGCGCGCCUCUGCGAUACAGUCGCAAGGAGGUGAUUUCGUCGUUCAACAAGGCGGCGCACCUCCUGCGACAGUCCGCUCAGAGCUUGACGCAAACGUCUCCGCACUUUACUCGCCUGUUCACGGCGAUGCAGGCGUUCCGCAAUGCAGUGGCGCUGGUGGAGAUGGGCAAGCGCAAGUACCACCUCGCAGAGCCGCAGAUGCUCAACGGCAUUCUCCUCGUGAAGCAGGAGAUUCCCAAGAUCGAGCCUGCACAGCUGGCUCGGGAGCUGGGUCGGCAGCGUCUCAGCCUGUUCCUGUUAGAAGAAAGGCUGCAGUGUUGCGUGGAUAAAGGUUCUAGGAGGCUGUUGGCGACAGGCGAGCCGCUUACCUCUAGGUUCGAACCGCGUAGGUCGCGGACCGUUCGUCCGAGGCGCACGCAAUUGGCGACCCGAGCAGCCGUGGACACGUCACCUCCUUCCACCGGCCUCCGCGGCAGCAGCAGCAGCAACCGCCGGCCACGUGGCAUCCCCACCGGCGGGAAUGGCGCCGCGAUUUCCAGUAACGGGUCGGCCACGCGAUUCGCGCCGGGAACGGCGCAACAGCAGCCGUUGAAGCGACCGUUGGAGCGGUCGAGAGACAGAGUUUUCGAGGAAGAUCCGGCGGAAGAAGCGGCCGCUGCGCGCCGCGCGAUCGGCGCGCCGCUGUACGACGCGCAAGGACUCGCGAAAUUCUACUCGAAGCGACCGUUACAGGUAGUCGGCCGAGCGCUGCGCGUCACGACAGCGCUCGGCUCGGUCGCCGUCUCCGUCCUGAUCGACCGGCAGCGCGGCCAGCUAGACGCCAACAUGCCGCGCCGAGCCUCGCAGCUUCGGCGCGCGCUGACGAGCCUCGGCCCCACGUUCGUGAAGCUAGGUCAGGCGCUCUCCACCCGCCCGGACCUGUGCCCGCCAGCGUAUUUGGACGAGCUGGCGCUGCUGCAGGACGCGUUGCCGACGUUCCCCGAUGCAGAGGCGUUUGCGUGCAUAGAGGGCGAGCUGGGCCGACAGAUGGAAACCAUGUUUGAAUCGAUUAGCCCUUCACCGAUUGCUGCUGCCAGUCUAGGCCAGGUGUACAAGGCGCGUCUCAUUGGAGGCACCGAAGUGGCAGUGAAGGUGCAGCGCCCAGGCAUCACAACAGCCAUCGGGCUGGACUUUCUGCUCAUCAGGGGGCUGUGCUCGCUGGUGGAUAAAUAUGUUGACUCUCUCACCACUAGCUCAGUGGCGCUUCUAGACGAAUUCGCAGACAGGGUGUAUCAGGAGCUCAACUACGUCCAAGAGGCCCGCAACGCCCGGCGCUUCCGGCAGCUGUAUGGCAACCAGAAUGGGGUGUACGUGCCGCAGAUCGUGUGGCGCAACACGUCGUGCCGCGUGCUGUGCAUGGAGUGGGUGGAUGGGGUGAAGCUGAGCGAUGCAGCGAGCAUGAGGCAGAACAACCUGGACGUCAUUGACCUGGUUGACAUUGGCAUACAAUGUUCCCUCAGGCAACUGUUGGAGUUCGGCUACUUCCAUGCGGACCCCCAUCCUGGCAAUCUGCUUGCCAUGUCAGACGGCCGCCUGGCUUUCCUUGACUUUGGCAUGAUGAGUGAGACACCGCCCCGAGCCCGAUUCGCCAUCAUAGGUCACGUGGUGCAUCUGGUGAACCGGGAUUAUGAGGCCAUGGCUCGUGACUACUACGAGCUCGACUUUCUAGACCCGUCCGUGGACGUGGCGCCCAUAGUGCCGGCUUUAAGAGGCUUCUUUGAUGACGUGCUGCAGGCGACUGUCAGCGAGCUCAACUUUAAGACCAUAGUGGAUGGGCUGGGGGCAGUGCUCUAUCAGUACCCCUUUAAUGUCCCGGCCUACUACGCGCUCAUCCUCCGCUCUCUCACGGUGCUUGAAGGCCUGGCUCUCUACUCGGAUCCCAACUUCAAGGUGCUCGCAGCGGCCUAUCCCUACAUGGCCAAGCGCCUCCUCACCGACCCAAACCCCUACCUGCGCGACGUCCUGGGAUUCUUUGCUGGUCGCGCCUCGAGAACCUCCUUACCUCUUUGUUCCCCUCCUGCUCCUCCUCUUCCCCUUUUUCUCCCACUCACCCAACAGGUGCUCGCAGCAGCAUUCCCCUACAUGGCCAAGCGCCUCCUCACCGACCCGAACCCCUACCUGCGCGAGGCUCUAAUCGAGCUGUUGCCCUCCACCCCUCCCCCACCCGCUCUUCCCCCAUCACAGGUCCUAGCAGCGGCCUAUCCCUACAUGGCAAAGCGUCUUCUCACCGACCCAAACCCCUACCUGCGCGACGCUCUAAUCGAGCUGUUCCCCUCCACCCCUCCCCCACCCGCUCUUCCCCCAUCGCAGGUCCUAGCAGCGGCCUAUCCCUACAUGGCAAAGCGCCUCCUCACCGACCCAAACCCUUACCUGCGUGACGCUCUAAUCGAGCUUCUUUUCAAAGACGGUGUUUUCCGCUGGUCGCGCCUCGAGAACCUCCUCACGCAGGGGCAGCGGGACCGCGACUACAAGACAACCGAUGCCCUCCAGCCGCUCAUGGCCCUCAUCCUAGGCCCCGAGGGAAGGCCGCUGAGAGCACUGGUGGUGGCUGAAGGGGUGAGGGUUGCAGAGGCGCUGCUGGUGGCCGGGGCUGUGGAUGGGGCGAUGGAAGUGUUACCAGAUGCGGUUACCACCGCGCUGCUUCCCCGACCGCUGGUGCCGUUGCGAGAGGCUUUGGAGGCGGCGAGAGGGGGCGGUGGGGGUGCGGGUGGGAGUGGAGGUGCGGGAGGGAGUGCGGGGGUGGGGAGGGGAGCGGGGAGGGGGGAUGCGAGAGGGAGGAGUAUGGAGGAGAUGGUGGAGUUGAGAGCGCAGGUGCUGCGGUGCUGGGCUCUGCUGAGGACUUCGGAUGGGUUUGAUCCGGCAAGCCUGCUUCCGCUGGUUGAUGAGAUGGUGGAGCUGCGGGCUCAGGUGCUGCGGUGCUGGGCUCUGCUGAGGAGUUCGGAUGGGUUUGACCCGGCGAGCUUGCUUCCACUGGUCGAUGUGCUGCAACAGGAGGAGGUGAGGGAGAUGGGGUCAGACUUCGCCACAGGUUUGCUGCAGAGGUUGGCAGAUGUUUUACCCGAUUCAAACCCCAUUCCAACCGCUUGUCACCCAUCUGUUAUCCCUCAGGUGCUGCAACAGGAGGAGGUGAGGGAGAUGGGAUCGGACUUUGCUACCGGUCUGCUGCAGAGACUGGCAGCACGCUCGCUACAGCUGCUGCUACAACCUCCGCCGUCCUCCCAGACCCCAGCAGCUGCAGCAGCUCUGUAG
Molecule: messenger RNA, 3540 nt
Organism: Closterium sp. Naga37s-1
Lineage: Eukaryota; Viridiplantae; Streptophyta; Zygnematophyceae; Desmidiales; Closteriaceae
Source: the annotation of a GenBank genome assembly